CUCAAUGUUAGUGAUGAACCAAAGCGGAAGAACAACAUUGAUCUUCAAGAUCAAGCACUUUCAGGAUCGAUUUUGUUGUUUCAUGAAAGAUAUGUAAUAUGUUGAUAACAUAGCUAGGUGCCCCGACGAGAAGGUGGAAGGAUCCCAUUGCGCGACACCAUCCGCAGAAGAUCUUACACAUGGCUUUGCGGUCUCAUAAUAUGUUCCUUGCCAUUUUUUACUACACGUACUUCAUUACUUUCUACGCCACAACCGCGACCGCACGGCUGCUCACGAUUCUGAUACUGAUGGUGAUGUCGUCGAUACAUGGUUAAGCACGAGCGCGAUAGCGUCAGCACCAAUAAAUUGAUGAAAAUUCAAAUUGGUUAUAUUUGUGCGACCCUUCAGUCAGGCUCACAGCCGUAUGGUUAGUUUUCACAAGUUUUGGUAGCUUCUAGUUCUAUCUGAAAAAAGCAGGAAUCGACCCGAUCGGUCUCCUGACUUCUGCAACAUGAUGUCUUCAUCGCCAGGAACUGGAAUUUCCGCCGAAAACAGAAGCGGAAAUGUGCGAGCUCGCCUCGGAAACUUCCGGCGGAACGGUGUUUUUCCUCUGAACAUCGUUGUGUCCUUGAUCUGCACGACCCUCCACUUGAGCUCGAGCGCCUUGCUGAUUACCGGCGUGGAGGCCAGGCUACAGCACAAGGUUCUCAGGAAAAUGAAUGACCCGGGACAGGCACAGGAGUCGAGUACUCAGGAAAUCAAUCCGUGCGUGAACCGCUUGAAGCGACAGCUCGUUGCGGGUUGCAUGAAAGCUGCAAAGUGCGGUAAGUUCGUCGGGUGGAACUACUGGACAGAUUGGCGAAUGUUGGCGGGCUUCGGAACACCAGCGCUCGGAGCAUACGUUCUCGGGUGUGAAUCAUACGAAAGGCACAUUUCUGUAGAGGCAGGGCAGCGGCCUGCGCGAUCGCUUCUCUCGUUGCAGCUGUAGUAGAGGAACACACUCCCUCGAUUUGUCGGUACUUCGAUUAUUACUAUUAGAGUCACGACCCGCACCAGGCGCAGCCCCAUCUCAGUUGACGUAGUAGUCAUGCAGCUUGGUCUUCACCUUGUAUGUACUACUGCCGCUUUGUGGCAAAUACGAAUAUAGAGAUUUGGCGCAGGGGCCUGACCGUGUGCAUUUUGAUGUACAGAGCGAUAAAAUUCAACUUACUGACGCAUGUUCACUUUCUGCUGAAAUGAAAAUUGGCAUGUGGGCCGCGGGUUAGAAAUGCAAGGCACUGCAGCACCAGAUGAGAGGAACGGAAGCAUACCCAUAUUCUUAUAAUUGAAACGCAGUCGCUCGUCCUCGUCUGUCAGAAAGCGUUUCUUUCGAAGCGAUAAUAAUUGGCCGAUGUUUAUCGGCGGAGCAACGCUGGCCACAGGGAUGAAGAUGGUAGUAAGUACUCGUAACACAUUUUUCAGAAAUUCAUCGGUAAUCUUAUUCCAUGACGUUGAUAUGAGUCUCCUCUGUCCGCACCACAUGACACUAUAAGAAGCGGCAGAAAAAUCAACAGAGAGGCCUGCGGUUCGCACCCGGUCUUAGUGCCUCUUCUUUGCUUUUGUAGGUAUGUGGUUGCACCGCGACCACCAAAACCAAAAUAUUUUUACAGGCACACGAGCACAUCAUCCGACCGGGUUCGAAAUUCUCUGUCACGACCGGGAACAUUACGAAAGUCAAAACUUGAGUCGAGAAAAUUCGAAUUUGUAGCUUGCAAGAACAUUGUGUCAGACUGAAAUGACACGGAGGAGGGCUGUAAGUACCGGGAUCAUCUUGUAUGCUAGCGAUAAGAUGAAAAUCUACCAUUCUAAUAACACAUAUACACGGACGCGCGAUCUGCGUGCAUUCUUUCUCGCAAUGUGGGGAUUUUAUAAUUGAUUAUGGGCCUGGACGCAUUUGCAUUUGCAUGAUGCCGCGAGAUGAGAGAAUCUAUAGAAGUGUCGCAUGCUACAGCUUCGACUGAAGAUACCUCGCUUCGAGAUUUUGCCACAAUAACACGCUACGCACAAAAAAAAAUGAUUCGUGCUUACGCUGCAGCAGCUCUCUUUUCCAUCAUGCUGUCUCUGCGUCUCGGCGCGCGCACGGCCCCUGAAGCUGAAUCUCGGGCCCACAUCAAAUUUGCAUGAGUAAAUCCGACCCCGUUCUUUCAGGCCCAGGAUCGGCACGCGAGAAUACUCGUGCUGAAGUGCUCGAUGUAUGUUGUAGGGGAUGAAGUUUUGCAUGUGGAAGCAUAGAUUUAGAUACAGAUCACGCAAUUUGUAUUAAGUUCUUGGCCGGAGCGUUAUCGUUAUGGUUAUCGUUAUUAGCGCUGCAGCCCCGGGACAGCGAUGAAGAAUAUGUAUGCGAAGCAAUUGCAACGUAAGGACAGAGCUUCCAUCACCGCCAUACUUUGCGCAGGGGUGGGCGAUCUUUCUUGCGCGUCGAAGCAAGCAACGACAACGACCACGGCAAGAUUAAAUUCGAGGUUGGACGCUGGAACUCCGGUUCAUGGUACGCGCAUGGGAAACACUGCCCGCGCCAUCCGCUUGGCGUAA
Amoebophrya sp. A120 is the source of this 2550-nucleotide messenger RNA. Lineage: Eukaryota; Dinophyceae; Syndiniales; Amoebophryaceae. The record is from the annotation of a GenBank genome assembly.